AUGUCAUCGAUUCCUGAACGUCCAAGUAAACGUCAACGCACUGUUAAAACAGGUCAUGAUAUCGAAGCCGUUGAUUUCGAAACAAGUGAAGAUGUGGAAGUAUGUCCAACAUUUGAUGCAAUGAAUCUAAAUGAAAAUCUUCUUCGUGGAAUCUAUUCGUAUGGAUUUGAAAAACCAUCCGCUAUCCAGCAACGUAGUAUUCGUCCCAUCGUCAAAGGACGUGAUGUCAUCGCUCAAGCACAAUCUGGUACUGGUAAAACAGCUACAUUUUCGAUUGCUAUGUUGCAAAAAUUGGAUACAAACAUUCGCGAAACUCAAGCAUUAGUUUUAUCCCCAACAAGAGAAUUAGCACAACAAAUUCAAAAGGUUGUUUUAGCUAUCGGUGAUUUUAUGAACGUUCAAUGCCAUGCUUGCAUCGGUGGUACAAAUACAGGAGAAGAUAUGCGUAAACUCGACCAUGGACAACAUAUUGUCAGUGGUACACCAGGCAGGGUUACUGAUAUGAUCAACCGAGGAUCUUUACGUACACGUCACAUUAAAAUGUUGAUAUUGGAUGAAGCCGAUGAGAUGCUUAAUCUUGGUUUUAAAGAACAAAUCUAUGAAGUUUAUCGUCAUUUACCACCACAAACGCAAGUUGUGCUCGUUUCAGCUACUUUACCACAUGAAAUCUUGGAAAUCACCACGAAAUUUAUGACUGAUCCAAUUCGUAUCUUAGUCAAACGUGAUGAAUUGACACUUGAAGGUAUCAAACAAUUCUUCGUUGCUGUUGAACGCGAAGAAUGGAAAUUUGACACACUGUGCGAUCUUUACGAUACGCUAACAAUCACUCAAGCUGUUAUUUUCUGCAAUACCAAACGAAAAGUCAAUUGGUUAACUGAGAAAAUGCGUGAAGCUAAUUUUACUGUUUCGUCCAUGCACGGUGACAUGAAACAAGAAGAGCGUGACGCCAUUAUGAAAGAAUUCCGUGCUGGCGACACACGUGUACUUAUCACAACUGAUGUUUGGGCUCGAGGUAUCGACGUGCAACAAGUCAGUUUGGUUAUCAAUUAUGAUCUUCCAAACUCUCGUGAAUUGUACAUUCACCGUAUUGGUCGUUCAGGUCGAUUUGGUCGUAAAGGUGUUGCUAUAAAUUUCGUUAAAAAUGAUGAUAUUCGUAUUCUACGAGAUAUUGAACAAUAUUACGCAACACAAAUUGAUGAAAUGCCAAUGAACGUUGCUGAUCUCAUUUAA
Messenger RNA from Adineta ricciae, 1230 nucleotides. Lineage: Eukaryota; Metazoa; Rotifera; Eurotatoria; Adinetida; Adinetidae. The record is from the annotation of a GenBank genome assembly.